Arvicola amphibius (Eurasian water vole) is the source of this 2190-nucleotide messenger RNA. RefSeq names its product solute carrier family 6 member 15 (gene Slc6a15). Lineage: Eukaryota; Metazoa; Chordata; Mammalia; Rodentia; Cricetidae. The record is from RefSeq and is a predicted model, not a curated record. Bases 1 to 2190 code for a protein of 729 amino acids. Gene Ontology annotation, cellular component: plasma membrane. The transcript has 11 exons. Gene Ontology annotation, biological process: sodium ion transmembrane transport; L-leucine transport. Gene Ontology annotation, molecular function: proline:sodium symporter activity.
AUGCCUAAGAAUAGCAAAGUGGUAAAGAGAGAUUUAGAUGAUGAAGUCAUUGAGUCUGUCAAGGACCUUCUGUCCAACGAAGACUCACCCGAAGAGGCUUUUAAGAAGAGUGAACUAAUCGUUGAUGUUCAAGAAGAGAAAGACACCGAUGUCGAAGAUGGAUCUGAAGCAGAUGAUGAAAGGCCCGCUUGGAACAGCAAGCUGCAAUACAUUCUGGCUCAAGUUGGAUUUUCUGUAGGUCUGGGGAAUGUGUGGCGAUUCCCAUACCUCUGUCAGAAGAAUGGUGGUGGUGCAUAUCUUCUGCCAUAUUUAAUACUACUUCUGGUAAUAGGAAUUCCCCUCUUUUUCCUGGAACUUUCUGUGGGUCAAAGAAUUCGGAGGGGCAGCAUCGGGGUAUGGAAUUACAUAAGCCCUAAACUGGGCGGGAUUGGAUUCGCGAGCUGUGUAGUGUGCUACUUUGUGGCUCUUUACUACAAUGUCAUCAUUGGCUGGACAUUGUUUUACUUUUCUCAGUCUUUUCAACAACCUCUUCCUUGGGACCAGUGCCCCCUGGUGAAAAAUGCAUCUCAUACUUAUAUCGAGCCAGAAUGUGAAAAAAGUUCCGCCACCACCUAUUACUGGUACAGGGAAGCUUUGAAUAUCACCAGUUCCAUCUCUGAAAGUGGAGGCUUAAACUGGAAGAUGACUGGCUGCCUGCUGGCUGCCUGGGUCAUGGUUUGUCUGGCCAUGAUCAAAGGCAUUCAGUCUUCUGGAAAAAUCAUGUAUUUUAGUUCUCUGUUCCCUUACGUGGUACUUGUAUGCUUCCUAAUCAGAUCUCUCCUUUUAAAUGGCUCAAUUGAUGGCAUCCGACACAUGUUUACCCCUAAGCUCGAAAUGAUGCUGGAGCCCAAGGUGUGGAGAGAGGCGGCAACUCAGGUCUUCUUUGCCUUAGGUCUGGGAUUUGGUGGAGUCAUUGCCUUCUCGAGCUACAAUAAGAGAGACAAUAAUUGCCACUUCGAUGCUGUCCUCGUGUCCUUUAUCAAUUUUAUCACUUCUGUCCUGGCGACGUUGGUGGUGUUUGCAGUCCUGGGCUUCAAAGCCAAUAUCGUGAAUGAAAAAUGCAUUUCACAAAAUUCUGCGAUGAUCUUGAAAUUUUUGAAAAUGGGGAACAUUAGUCGGGAUGUCAUUCCCCAUCACAUUAACCUUUCAGCUGUUACUGCGGAAGAUUAUCAUUUAGUUUAUGACAUCAUUCAAAAAGUAAAAGAAGAGGAGUUUGCUGUUCUUCAUCUCAACUCCUGUCAAAUCGAGGAUGAGCUAAAUAAAGCUGUGCAGGGCACUGGCUUGGCUUUCAUUGCCUUUACAGAAGCUAUGACUCAUUUUCCUGCAUCUCCAUUCUGGUCAGUGAUGUUUUUUCUGAUGCUGAUAAAUCUUGGACUUGGUAGUAUGUUUGGAACCAUUGAAGGAAUCAUCACUCCUGUUGUGGACACAUUCAAAGUGAGGAAGGAAAUACUAACUGUUAUCUGUUGCCUCUUAGCCUUUUGUAUUGGCCUGAUAUUUGUGCAGCGCUCUGGGAAUUACUUUGUUACAAUGUUUGAUGAUUAUUCUGCUACAUUGCCUCUGCUAAUUGUGGUCAUUUUGGAGAAUAUUGCCGUAAGCUUUGUUUACGGCAUAGAUAAGUUUAUAGAAGACCUGACAGAUAUGUUAGGCUUUGCUCCAAGCAGAUAUUACUAUUAUAUGUGGAAAUACAUUUCCCCUUUAAUGCUACUAACAUUGCUAAUCGCUAGCAUUGUGAAUAUGGGAUUAAGUCCUCCUGGCUAUAAUGCAUGGAUUGAGGAGAAGGCUUCAGAAGAAUUUCUGAGCUACCCGAUGUGGGGGAUGGUUGUCUGUUUCUCUCUGAUGGCUCUAGCAAUACUUCCUGUCCCACUUGUUUUCGUUGUUCGUCGCUGCAACCUCAUAGACGAUAGUUCCGGCAACUUGGCCUCUGUGACCUAUAAGAGAGGAAGAGUCUUGAAAGAGCCUGUAAACUUGGAAGGAGAUGAUGCAAGUCUCAUUCACGGAAAGCUACCAAGCGAAAUGUCGUCGCCUAAUUUUGGUAAAAAUAUCUAUCGAAAACAAAGUGGUUCCCCGACCCUGGACACUGCUCCCAAUGGACGCUAUGGGAUUGGGUAUUUGAUGGCAGACAUGCCAGAUAUGCCAGAGUCAGACUUGUAG